Biomphalaria glabrata is the source of this 3119-nucleotide messenger RNA. RefSeq lists its product as uncharacterized. The coding region runs from base 155 to 658 and encodes 167 amino acids. NCBI's taxonomy places the organism in Eukaryota, Metazoa, Mollusca, Gastropoda, Planorbidae. The record is from RefSeq and is a predicted model, not a curated record. The transcript is spliced from 2 exons.
ACCACCUGGGAGAACUCUCUGGACUUUCAAUUCGCGCGGUGUCUAUCUCCCGGAAACGCCGGCACGGUCAAGCGAGGAUCUCUCUGUCAAAGACGCCGGAUAGUCUAGACCACCUUUGCACUUAUCUCCCGCCUCACCCCCUCUCCACGUGUAUAUGGACAAGACUUUAUCGCCCGAUCUCAUUCUCGCUGGAGAGCUGACAGAGAGCUAUCUCUUGCUCGACCUCUGGACUAUUUUCAUUCACUUAUUUCACUUUGGAUUGGUGGUUGUUAGCCUAUCGCACAACCAAGCAGUUUCACAGAAAGUCACCAAAAUGAUUAAAGACAAACGAUCAUUUUACAAUAAUCUGGCAGAACAGGCAAAAGAAGCAGCAGGUAAAGGAGAUAUAAAACAACUGUACAAAAUCACCAAACUUCUCAGAACCAAAAAGGCUAAUUGCAAUGUUCCAGUCCGAGACAAAUACGGAAAACUACUUUCUCCAAUAAAUGAACAACUUGAAAGAUGGAAAGAAUAUUUUCAAGAAGUGCUCAAUAGACCUAAACCACGAAAUCCACCAGAUCUAAAUGCAGGACCAACACUAGACAUAAACAUGGAAGAAAUAACAAAAGAAGAAAUAAGGAAUGCACUUAAACAAAUGAAGACAGGUAAAGCAGCAUGAAUUGACAACAUACCACCCGAAGUCCUAAAAGAAGGAGGAAGUGAAGUAGUUGACCAAAUGCACAAACUAUUCAACAAAAUUUGGUUAACAGAAACACCUCCGGGUGAGUGGAAAAAGGGCUUGCUAAUAAAAAUACCAAAGAGUGGAGAUCUAUCACAAUGUGAGAAAUGGCGAGGCAUCACUUUGCUGUCAGUACCAAGCAAGAUUUUUAGCAGAAUCCUACUAAAAAGAAUAAAGGGAGCAUGUGAUGAACACCUAAGAGAAGAACAGGUCGGAUUCAGAAAAUGGAGAUCUUGUGCUGACCAAAUAGCUACACUCAGGAUAAUUGUAGAACAAUGUGUCGAAUGGCAACUUUUGUCGACUUUGAAAAAGCUUUUGAUAGUGUCGACAGAGAAUCUAUCUGGACUGUAAUGAGGCAUUAUGGGAUCCCAAAUAAAAUAAUAACCAUAAUCAAGAACCUUUAUGCUGGUUUCACCUGCCAAGUAACCCACUGUGGCAAGCUGUCAGAGGAAUUUCCAGUCACAAAAGGAGUCAAACAGGGAUGUCUUCUUUCACCACUCCUGUUCCUUCUAGUAUUGGAUUGGGUCACAAAAGAAGCCUACUCUAACGCAGGGAUAGGAAUCCAAUGGACUCUCACACAAAAGCUGGAAGAUCUGGAAUUCGCUGAUGACAUAGCCCUAUUAUCACACAGACUACAGGAUAUGCAAGAAAAGGUCACAGCUUUAAGCGAAGUAGGAAAAAGAGUAGGCCUCAAAAUAAACCACCAAAAACUAAAGUACUUAAAGUAAACAAUAAAGAAAUUGGAGACAUAGUAUUGGAUUCUCAGACAAUAGACCAAGUAGAAAAUUUUAUAUAACUUGGGAGUGUAGUCAGUAUAUCAGGUGGAACAGAUGAAGGCAUUAAACGCCGUAUAAAUCUAGCGCGUCAGACAUUUACACAGCUAAAACCAACCUGGAAAUCUCCUUACAUCUCAAACAAGACUAAACUAAGAAUCUUUAACUCUAAUGUCAAGGCUGUCCUACUGUAUGGUUCUGAAACAUGGAGAACAACUGAAGCCACAACAAAAAAAAAAUACAGACCUUCAUCAACAGAUGCCUGAGAAAUAUCCUAAAAAUACACUGGUAUGACAAAGUAGAAAACACCAAACUGUGGGAGAUGAGUGGUCAGAAAAAUAUAGAAGUACAGAUCUUAGAGAGGAAGUGGAGAUGGAUUGGUCACACCCUUAGAAAAGAUACCAGCAAUAGAGCUAGGCAGGCCUUAGAGUGGAACCCCCAGGGAGCAAGACCAAAAAGAACAUGGCGACGCAGUGUACUUGAAGAAGCAGAGAAGACCGGGAAGAGCUGGGACACCAUCAAAAAGCUAGCAAGAGACCGUGGAGAGUGGCGUGUUUUUGUCGAGGCCCUAUGUUCCAUGAGGAACUCAAAGGAGUGAUGAUGAUGAUCAUGGAUAAUGUAAGUAGAUUACUGUAUACUUAUAUUUUAUAUCAUGACUUUGUGGCUAAAUGUUCAAGCCAUCUGGACUAGAAUUUCUUAACAAUCCCUACCAGAUAUAUUUAGCUCUUUAACUAUUAUUAAUUUAACUCUGAUAUAUUAGCGCUCAGCACGAGCCUUCAAUAUACUAGCAUUGAUUGAUUCCUUGGCAGGGAUUUAUCAAAUCAUUUCUGUAAACAUGUCUUAUUACUGAGUAUGUAUUUACUUAUGCUCUAUGUUUACUUAUGUGAGAACAUGGGCGAGUAUCAGACGUUGAUCUCCCCUUCCCCUUACACCUCAUUUAUCUAAGCGAUGUAUGUACUUGCUAUUCACCGUGACUGGUGAACAUCACUUGUAUUACUUAUCAUAUAUCACUUAUCACUGUUUGUUAUUUCCCUUUAUGGGAGUCCUCAUUAUUAUUGUUAUCUCCCUUGAGGGGACACUAUAUUCACUUGUUAGUUCCCUUUGAUAUUUAUGAAACUAGCUUAUAGUUUCUCUACAUUAUUCUGUAGAUGUCCAUCACGAAAAAGCAUCCACCUUCUCAGUGAUGUCAUUUAGGCUAACCGACUUAUACAUCAUGUCGUUGCAGCUUUUAUUUGUAGGCAACAUCCGCCUGAAAUCUUAGCAACCUAAAGCUGAUACCAGAUUUGUUGACCCCAGAUCUGCAGACAUCAGUCCUACUCAUCCUUCAAGAGUCCAAGUAACAACGCUAGCCACAGACUCGUCACUGGCUUGACUGAAUGGUAGACGCAGCUUAGCUAUGCAACCAUACAACGUUGGACUGCACCCGGAGCCUGGAUCCACUACGCCAGCCCACCAGCACACAGCAUCAGUACCAGCCACACCCGUCUCAUCAGUGCAGCACCGGACCCAAAGCUAAGCAACCAGCCUAAUGACACUCAGACCACUUGGUUCUCAAAUCUAAUGAUGAUAGAUCUAUAUAUGUAAAUAAGCUAGAUCCCAAAUCUAAUGAUGAUAGAUCUAUAUAUGUA